AUGCAGUCCUUUCUCCAAUAUCGACGCAUGCGCAGGGACCUGCAAGAAAGCAUUAAGUUGCACGGCCGGUAUGCCGCAGCCGGUGAUCGUCAUGUACAGCCGACCGGGGAUAUCUUAGAGGAUGCCGAUGACGCCAGGUUGGAGAAAGGCAUCCAUUCCAUGAAUGGGGAGGGUCAUUCGCCAUUCGCAACGCCUGGAAUCGUGCUACAUGACGGCCAAAGAGUGACGGUUCCCGGCGUUAACCUCCGGCGCGCAUCGCAAAUUGUUGAGCGAAUCGACACGCAAACACUUUUCAUUGUUGGUUUUGAUGGGCCGGAUGAUAAGCUCAACCCCAAGAAUUGGUCCACAGGACGGAAAUGGGUGACAUUGGGCAUAGUUGGCACAACGGGUCUGCUUGUCGGAUGGGCUUCGUCCAUCGACUCCACCGUGAUCAAACAAGGGCAGGAAGCAUUUGGAGUCAGUGAGGUUGCCGAAUCUCUGGCCACUGCACUAUUUCUAUUCGCUUUUGGCGUCGGCUCUCUUGUAGCGGCUCCCUUUUCGGAAACUGUUGGGCGGAAUCCGGUGUACAUCGUGACAUUGUCGAUCCUUAUGAUCUUCACAAUGGCAUCGGGUCUAGCCCCGAAUUUCGGUGCGCAGCUUGCCUUUCGCUUUCUAGCUGGGCUGUUCGGAUGUACUCCGAUGACCACCUUUGGCGGCAGCAUGUCUGACAUAUUUGACCCCAUCGACCGCACAUACGCCUUCCCGAUUUGUUGUACGCUAUCCUUCUUAGGGCCGUUCCUCGCCCCAAUGGUGGGCGCUUUCAUUGGCCAAAGCACGCACAUUAGCUGGCGCUGGACGGAAUGGGCAACGCUGCUCAUGGCAGCGCUCGUGACUGUCUCCAUCUUUCUCUUCGUCCCAGAAACCUAUGGUCCCAUACUUUUGCAGUGGAAGGCGAAACUACUGCGUGAAAUCACCGGCGACCAGCGGUUCAUGGCGGAGUUCGAACUGCGCCAGACAUCACUGGUCACUCGGCUAAUGCACAGCUGCUCGCGCCCCUUCAAUCUAUUCUUUCGCGAGAUUAUGGUCGCGCUCUUCACCAUGUAUCUGGUCGUCGUCUACAUUGUACUGUUCGGCUUCCUAACGGGCUAUGAGUUCAUCUUCGGCAAGACAUACGGGUUCACGCAGGGGUCGGUGGGUUUGACGUUCAUCGGCAUGAACGUAGGAUUCCUCAUUGCCUUCUCCAUGGUGCCUCAUGUGUACUUUUCAUAUAAGAAGCGACUCCUCAAGGCCAGAGAAAAUGGACACGAUGGCCUCCCACCGGAAGAGCGACUUUGGUUCGCUAUGUACGGCGCUCCUUGGCUGCCGAUUUCUCUUUUCUGGAUGGGUUGGACCAGCUAUCCGUCCAUCUCCUACUGGUCGCCCUUGGUCGCCUCGGUCGCCUUCGGAUUCUCUGUCCAGGGGAUCUUCAUUUCCACCUAUAUGUACCUCAUCGACACUUAUGAGCUCUUUGCCGCCAGUGCACUAGUGAGUGCAACCUUCUUCCGUUAUAUCGCGGCCGGUGCGAUGGUCAUCGUGUCGAUCCCGAUGUAUAGCAACCUAGGGGUUCAUUGGUCUCUGACAUUGUUGGGAUGUAUCUCCGUUCUGAUGACACCCGUGCCGUAUAUUUUCUAUAAGUAUGGUAAUGUGAUUAGACAGCGGAAUAAGAAGACGCCUUGA
Messenger RNA from Aspergillus alliaceus, 1695 nucleotides. RefSeq names its product MFS transporter. Gene Ontology annotation, biological process: transmembrane transport. NCBI's taxonomy places the organism in Eukaryota, Fungi, Ascomycota, Eurotiomycetes, Eurotiales, Aspergillaceae. Bases 1 to 1695 code for a protein of 564 amino acids. The record is from RefSeq and is a predicted model, not a curated record. The transcript has a single exon. Gene Ontology annotation, molecular function: transmembrane transporter activity.